AUGAGAAAUAAAUCUGAUUCAUGUUUUACUUAUCAUUCCAAUAGAUCUGCUUCUCUUUGGAAAAACGGAAUGCCCAUUUUUUCCAACAACUCAGAAACUAUUCUACUCAAUAAUAUACAAAUAAAAAACACUUAGCAUAACGUAAUAAAGUUUAAAAAUGCCUUUAUCUAAGAUAAAUAUUUAAUUGUAGAUUAAAAAUAUAUAAAUCUCGAAAACCUAUCAUUAUCAAGAUAAAUACUAAGAAAUGCCUAAGGGUAGAUUUCUAAUGAACAAAAUUUGAGAAUUUCUAAUAACUUAGAUUUUCUUGAAAUGUUUGGUCCACUGUUACUAAUUAAUUAAGUCUAUAAUUGUCUAAAAUAAUAUACGAUAUAAUCGCAGUUCGAAAAUAAUUAUUAAAUUAUCAAAAUUCUCGGUAAAGGCUCAUUUGCUAAAGUCUAUAAAGUUAAGCUUAUAAAGGAUGAUUUAUAAUCUCUCUAAAAACUAAAUUGUAAAACAUUUGCCUCUAAGAUUUUCAACAAAAUUAAACUCAAAAAAGAUUAGGAAGAAAAUGAAGUAAAAAUUUUCAUCAUUAUGUAGUUGAGUUUAUGGAAAGAGAUAGAAAUUUUGAGAUUGAUGAAAAAUGAACAUAUUAUAAAGUUACAUGAAGUUUAUGAAGAUGAUAAGAAAGUGUAUCUUAUUUUGGAUUUACUUGAAGGUGGAGAGUUGUUCACCUAGAUUGAAAAAAAAUUUAAUUUUUAUGAUGAAACUCUAGUUCAAAAACUAAUCCUUAAUGUUUUAAAAGCCCUUUCUUAUAUGCACAGCUAAAAAAUAAUUCAUCGUGAUAUUAAGCCUGAAAAUUUGAUAUUGAAAUAACAAAAUAAUAUUGAGGAUGUUGUACUGGCAGAUUUUGGAUUAGCAGAUUUUUAUAGUCCUAAUGAUGAUUAUUUAUUUUCAAGAUGUGGAUCAAUAGGAUAUGUAGCUCCAGAAAUGUUGAAUAAUUAAAAAUAUGAUUAUAAAGUAGAUAUCUACUCUUUAGGAACAGUUUUAUUUUUAUUAUUAACAGGAGAACAAGCAAUUCAAGGGUCAUCCUCUAAAGAAGUGUUUGAAAAUAAUAAGAUUGGAUAAAUAAAUUUUAAUUUGCUAGAUUAAGCAAACAUUAGUAAAAAUGCAAAAGAUCUAUGCAUAUAAAUGUUAAAAAAAGAUCAAAAAGAGAGAAUAACUUCUGAAUAAGCCUUAAAUCAUUAAUGGUUUUAAUUGGAUGAGUAAAUUUUUAGAAUAAAAUCUUUAAAAAUUAUUAAAAAGCCUACAAUUGUGAGAGGUUAUAAAAAUAUACUAAGAUAAAAUACUCCACUUUGGAUCAAUAAGAGCUUAAAAAGUAUAAAUGAUUCUUCGGAUAACUAAGAAAAUCUAAGUAAUUAAAUUUCUAUAUAAUAGCUGUUAAUGUUAGAGAUAAAACUAUCCAAUAAUUUUUAGAAGAAGAACUUUAAAAUUAAUAGCUUUGCCAAUUUGAUUAUGAUUUAGAAGAUGAUCAAAUUAAUGAAGACUAAAUGCCUGUGUAUAAGGUCUAAUAACAUAUUCCAUUAGUAAAAAAAAGAAGUUUUCCAUGA
This is a messenger RNA of Paramecium sonneborni, 1586 nucleotides long. The record is from the annotation of a GenBank genome assembly. NCBI's taxonomy places the organism in Eukaryota, Ciliophora, Oligohymenophorea, Peniculida, Parameciidae.